UGUUCGUUCUUUUCUCCGCAGGGCCGCGGCGGGAGCGGUCUUGGAGCUCGUCGCUGAGUUAUCCGGUGCCAUCCUGGUCGCUGCGGCGACACUCGCACCCGCCUCGCACUUCGUCAGCGACGUGGUCAUCUCCUCCGACGGCCAGUUCGCGCUGUCGGGCUCCUGGGACGGCACCCUGCGCCUCUGGGAUCUCACAACGGGCACCACCACCAGGCGCUUUGUCGGCCACACCAAGGAUGUGCUGAGUGUGGCCUUCUCCUCUGACAACCGGCAGAUCGUCUCUGGGUCCCGAGAUAAGACCAUCAAGUUGUGGAACACUCUGGGCGUGUGCAAGUACACGGUGCAGGAUGAGAGCCACUCGGAGUGGGUGUCCUGUGUCCGCUUCUCGCCCAACAGCAGUAACCCUAUCAUCGUCUCCUGUGGCUGGGACAAGCUGGUUAAGGUGUGGAACCUGGCCAACUGCAAGUUGAAGACCAACCACAUUGGCCACACGGGCUACCUCAAUACUGUGACUGUCUCUCCAGAUGGAUCCCUCUGCGCUUCUGGGGGCAAGGAUGGCCAGGCCAUGCUGUGGGAUCUCAACGAAGGCAAGCACCUUUACACGCUGGACGGCGGGGACAUCAUCAAUGCCCUGUGCUUUAGCCCCAACCGAUACUGGCUCUGCGCUGCCACGGGCCCCAGCAUCAAGAUCUGGGACUUAGAGGGCAAGAUCAUCGUGGAUGAACUGAAGCAAGAAGUUAUCAGUACCAGCAGCAAGGCAGAGCCGCCCCAGUGCACCUCUCUGGCCUGGUCUGCUGAUGGCCAGACUCUGUUUGCUGGCUACACGGACAACCUGGUGCGCGUGUGGCAGGUGACCAUCGGUACCCGCUAGAAAUCUACAACAGAGCUUUAGAAAUAAAACUGGUUCUCUGACUUUUA
Tupaia belangeri chinensis (Chinese tree shrew) is the source of this 918-nucleotide messenger RNA. RefSeq names its product receptor for activated C kinase 1 (gene RACK1). NCBI's taxonomy places the organism in Eukaryota, Metazoa, Chordata, Mammalia, Scandentia, Tupaiidae. Gene Ontology annotation, molecular function: ribosome binding; protein binding; translation regulator activity. The record is from RefSeq and is a predicted model, not a curated record.